AUGGCCGACGGACUCAACAAUGUUCGCGCAAUGCGUGUUGGUGAGAUCAUGAACGACUACAAGAUCACAAUGAAUGCGAUCGCAUCUAUCCGUACCAAUCCCACACCUCAAGAGUACAACGAAGAAGGAUAUGUGGCCUUGCGCAGCUGUUGUUCUGCGGCUCAAGAUUUGUUGGCCAGACCGUUUGUUAGCACGACUGGGCCUACGAAUGAUCCCGACCACAUCAAAGCAAACUUGGGAAGGAUCAUUUUGGACGCAUCUACCAGGCGCUUUAAAGCGAAGAAGUUAUACUACCAGGCGCAGGUCGCUCUGAGGUAUAUCGCGGCACGCGGCACUAUUGGGGGAGUGCCACCGGCGCAGCAAGCAGCCAUGAUCGAACAGCUUAGAAUGAACAUGCGAAGAGAAAUGGCCACUGUGACCGACGCACAGGUCUUUGCCUCCAUUCGACAGGCCGACGUCAACGACGGCAAGUGGUUGUCCGAGGACCCUCCAUUAUCCAUCAUUCAACACGUCAUCCAGAGCGGAAUCUGA
Dissoconium aciculare CBS 342.82 is the source of this 531-nucleotide messenger RNA. RefSeq lists its product as uncharacterized. The transcript has 4 exons. Bases 1 to 531 code for a protein of 176 amino acids. NCBI's taxonomy places the organism in Eukaryota, Fungi, Ascomycota, Dothideomycetes, Mycosphaerellales, Dissoconiaceae. The record is from RefSeq and is a predicted model, not a curated record.